This is a messenger RNA of Trichoderma virens Gv29-8, 1143 nucleotides long. RefSeq lists its product as uncharacterized. The annotation marks the transcript as partial. The record is from RefSeq and is a predicted model, not a curated record. NCBI's taxonomy places the organism in Eukaryota, Fungi, Ascomycota, Sordariomycetes, Hypocreales, Hypocreaceae. The transcript has a single exon.
GAGUUCCUUGAGCUCUUCACUGCAUACACGUCUUCCAGGACGGGUAUUGGCGCUGCGUUGACUCAAUCUGAGACGGAAACUACAAACUCGUUACCUUUGCUAGUCGCAACCAGUUUUGAUAUGAUUCUCUUUCCCGGAAACGGAAUUGACCCAUCAUACAUCAAUUUCCGCCUUGGGAGUAGGGGUUUCAAGGAGUUAGCUGCAGUUUCGCAUCUCGGGCCAGCACUUGCGUCUCUGAUACAGAUUCGCGACAAUGGAGCGCCUGAUGAGGUAUGGCAAAAACAGGCUCAAAAUCUACUUGAGAAAACACGUGCGUCACAGAAGGUCAAUUCAACAACUCUUUGGAAGGACCACAUCCAAGUAGAAGCAUUCCAAGGGCGUGAAGCCGCCAUUGCUUCCAUGGUGGAUUACGCCUGUACUCUGACCAUAGCAUUCCUAGAAUCGGUUCUCGCAGACUCAUCAAAGCUGAACGCCGAGUUCUACCGUGAGAAUUAUAUCGAAGCAACUGGAGAUGCGCUCAGUGCGACAGUUCCAUACAACGCUGUUAUGAUUGCCACGUUCUUCUUAGUCGGGCUGGACCUCUCUUACCGUUCUCGAAAGUGGCUCAGGUCUAACAAUUUUGAUUGGAAGAAAGCCAUGGUCAUUAUUACUGGCCAACAGGGACGCGAGACUUCUGGUGUAACUAUUAGCACCUCAUCCGUUGCUCAAAUUCUUCUUGAGUCAUCGGAUUUGGAUCUUCCCUUGGAACGGCUUUACAUAGCACCACAUGGGGCAGUGCCUAAGAUCCAAGCUCCCGUGACACCAGACUCGCUGCGUGUUCAUGAGCAUGGAUUCCGCUUACUAUGGAAUGCUAUGACUGGCAUGACGCAUCUUGGUGAAACCAUGUUUGCACAGUACCCAGCUUACGCCCUCGAAAACAACAUGCGGCCAGAGAUUAACGCUUCAACAUUGACAGUAUCAGAACUCCCCAAGAUUUUAAGCCCAGAUGACUGGUUCGCGAUGAACACACGCAUGCGUGUCGUAGUCGAGGAUGCGCGACAGCUUCUAUCUGGAUGCGUUACCGACUAUGCUGCUAAACAACUGCGAAUUGCCCGAGAUGACCUCACCAAGGUUGUGGUUCCAGGUUUGGAUGGGGUUGACUAU